Cylicocyclus nassatus is the source of this 850-nucleotide messenger RNA. Lineage: Eukaryota; Metazoa; Nematoda; Chromadorea; Rhabditida; Strongylidae. The record is from the annotation of a GenBank genome assembly.
UUAGCUUGAGGUUACAAGAAAUGGGCGAUCGAGGAGGUUUCCGAGGUGGAUUCGGAGGUGCUGGAGGUGGACGUGGCGGACGCGGUGGAGCUGGUGGAGACCGCGGUGGCCGAGGCGGACGUGGAGGUCGUGGUGGUCGCGGUGGCCGAGGAGGACGUGGUGGACGCGGAGGAGAAAAAGAAUCUGAAUGGGUGCCAGUGACUAAACUUGGUCGCCUUGUCAAGGAUGGAAAGAUCACAACACUCGAGGAGAUCUACUUGAACUCCCUCCCCAUCAAGGAGUACGAAAUCAUCGACACUCUGUGCUCCAAGCUUACAGAUGAAGUGCUUAAGAUCACCCCUGUACAGAAACAGACAACUGCCGGUCAGCGUACCCGAUUCAAGGCAUUCGUCGCUAUCGGAGAUCACAAUGGUCAUGUUGGACUUGGAGUGAAGUGCUCCAAAGAAGUAGCCACCGCCAUCCGUGGAGCCAUCAUCGCCGCCAAACUCGCCGUCAUCCCUGUUCGACGUGGUUACUGGGGUAACAAGAUCGGUCUGCCCCAUACCGUUCCCUGUAAAGUUACUGGAAAAUGCGCUUCUGUCAUGGUGCGACUUGUCCCUGCUCCCCGUGGUACGGGCAUUGUGUCAGCUCCCGUUCCCAAGAAGCUUUUACAAAUGGCUGGAAUCCAAGACUGUUACACAUCGGCCACCGGAUCUACCGCCACCCUUGGUAACUUCGCUAAAGCCACCUAUGCGGCGCUGCAGCGAACUUACUCCUAUCUUACGCCCGACCUCUGGAAGGAAGAAGCUCUGGACAAGACACCCUACCAGAGAUACCAUGACUUCCUUGCACGCAAUUAAUUCUUGUAUUG